GGUUUUUAGCAGUAGGGCUCCGUUUGUGAUUUACCUACCAUUCAUAUCGAACUCAUCACUUUACUCCUUAUGUACUAAAAAAACAUUACAUGCCGUAUUUCCAUUGAAUGGCUUUAUUACGACUGGCUUUUAUGCAGUCCUAAUGGCACGUGAUGGGGGUUCGAGGCUGACGUCCGUCUGCUUUCUCGCUUCAUAUAUCUGGUUAUCAUGUUCAUUACAGAGACAUUCAUUAAUAGAUCAACCACGACUGUCCUCAUUUUUACUCUUAUUCAUCUCAGGCACGGUAGCUUUCAUAGCUAGCCUGUUUUCAAAAUGGCUUCCCGGCGCAGAUGGGAGAUUUGAUUCGGAGGCGGUUCUGAAGGGAAUGCAGUCGUCCCUGCCACACCGCCCUCGUCGUUUUUAUGUUCCUUGUAUAAUACUUCUCAUUGUCUUCCGCUUGGAGAUCGCACACCAAGUGCUCACUUACUUCCAAUGCGCUUCUGAAGGCGUAGAGGCUUUCCUCCCUGUACUCCUAGCUGUCUAUGAGUUCUUUUCAUACCGUGCGCCUACGAUUGUGUCUGAUGAGCCUGAAGAUAUGUGGGGCAACCCGUUAGACGACUUUAAGAAUUGGCUCAUAAGCUCUCCUAUCAAUGUCCUCAUCAGUACUAUCGUGUUUAGUUAUGGGGUUUUUAUGACAGGCGAUUUUACUUCAAGGUCUACGUACUUUUGCACGACCUGUGGAAAGGGGGGCAUCCUCGUCCCGUUCUUGCAGUGGGUAGGCGUUCUCACCGAUGCGGUCAUUAUAGUUAUGUCAUGGAGGGUGCUUUCAUGGGCGCGGACCACAAAGGGUCGUCUUCGAACGCUUGGCGGGAUUCUGCUCAUGGCAUCCGCUGGCGUCUUGCUUCUAUGUCUGGAGACGCGGAUAUCUCAGCAUCGCGAGAUCAUUAACCACCACCCUUUCAGGGGUAUCGGCUCCCUUUACUUUUUCGAUGUUUUUAGCACAGGACUGCUUGUCUCCACACUCGUCAUAUCAAUGGCACUUUGGGCUUGCGAUUCUACUGUAUUAGAACCUACGGCCGUCGCGUCUUUCACUUCAGGUAUAUUAGCUAGCGUUCAGAGUGUCUCGUUGAUCGGGACAUACCAGCAGACAUCAGCCAGUCAACCGCUGGUAGUGCUAUCUAUUAUCUCCGUUGGUUUUGUGGUCUUUACAUACGCAAACAGCAUGAGAUGGAUUGUCGUCUUCAAGCGAGUAAUCCUUCUAUGUCUGCUUGUCUUUAUUAUAUUUACAUCAACCAUCUAUGCCAUAUUCAAAAACGGGCAACUGGAUCGCCAUCCUGUUGACGAACUUGUUUAUAGGAGGAGAGUAGAAGCAGAUCGCUGGCUCCGACAUGCAACUGUCAGUACCACGCUGAAGCUUGCUGUUACAGAAUACAAAGAUCGUCAUCAGGGGCGCGACCCGCCACCGAACUUCGACAAGUGGUUUGAGUAUGCACGGCAACGGAAAUCGGUUAUUAUCGACAAAUUUGAUCAGAUCGCAGAAGAUGUCCAACCUUUUUGGGGCAUGAAGCCACAACAGAUCCAGGAGGGCUUAGAGAAGUUGUACGAGUUACCGGAUAUUGCAAUUAUUAAAAUUGCCGAUGGCCAAGCAUCCCACAACUUACCCGCACAGUCGCUUCACAGGCCGAUGUUAGAAUCCGCGGUAUCAAUGAUUUCAACAUUUGUUGAACAUCUCCCUCCUAUGUCUAUUGCUAUCAACCUGAAUGAGCGACCAAGGAUCUUGGUUCCUUGGGAUGAUGUUCAUAGAUUGACUAUGGCGGGAAGUAGAGGGAGUAGGGGGAGGUUCCAGCUUCUUCCUCAUCGUACACGUAAACGUCGGGCAGAGGAGCCAAAUUUAGUGAGGGAUGGUCCUAUCGAUACGGCCAAGGCUGUUCUCGGAUCGGAUACCCAAACAUAUGUAUCUCCAACGAAGUUUCGACAACUCGAAACCUUGGCGUGCCCGCCUGGUUCCGCUGCUCGUGGAGGAGUACACUGGGACAUGAGAGAUUUCUGUCCUUCGUGUGUGAAACCUCACUCCCAGGGCCAAUUCUUGGGAGACUGGGAGAUGUUUCUCAACCCGUGUCAUCAGCCGGAUAUAUUCAACCUCCACGAUUUUCAUACGACGCCUCAUCUCUACGACUUACAGCAAGACCUUUUACCAAUCUUUAGCAGAUCGAAAACUGACAGUUUCAACGAUAUUCUCUUCCCGCUUAUUAGCCCUGAUUUACGGGGCCCGGACGAUGUAGCGUUUGAAAAGAAGAAGGAUAUUGUUUUUUGGCAAGGCGACGCCAGCGAUUCGCGAGUUAUAACCCAAUCUUCGCUAUUCGGCGGACACCGGCAUCGGUUAGUCCAUCUUGCGAAUAACGCCAGUGCCAACGAUGCGAUAUCUGUACUUCUCGGCGACAAAGUUGAUGGGAAGGAUAAAUUUAAGUACGAAAAGACGUUACUAGAAGAGGCAAAUGGUCCUCUACCUUUUCAGUUCUCCUUUACAGAUAACGAAUUCUGUGCAGAUGCAAAACAUUGCCAGCUUUUGCGAACAGAAUUCGGCUUUAAGGAGCCGGCCAAGGCAUUUGAUAACCGAUAUGUCAUGGUGCUUGAUAGUGCGGACGGGCCAUCGCCUGAUCUACUCCCGAUUCUUCGGUCUAAUAGCGUACCAGUGCUGUCAACUAUCUUUCGCGAGUGGUAUACGGAGCGGCUAAUGCCGUGGGUGCACUUCGUGCCGGUCGACCUGCGCUACCACGGUCUGCAUAGCACGCUGGCAUAUUUCAUCGGCCUCAAGAAUCGAGGACCGAUCAAUGGGAAAUCACGGCUUACCCAGGGCCGGCUGGAAGACGCGCGCUGGAUCGCGGAGGAGGGGCGUAAGUGGACUGAUAAGGCUAUUAGGAGGGAGGAUAUGGAGGUGUAUAUGUUCCGGUUACUGCUGGAGUGGGGACGAAUUAUUAACGAGGACAGGGACAACAUGGGCUUUGUAUUGUAAGAAGCAUUACAACGAGUACAUAUAUAUAUAUAGAGUAGGUAAUGUAAUGUCAUUAGAGACUAGAGUAUUAGAGUACCUUAUUUUGUUGAUG
Messenger RNA from Daldinia vernicosa, 3083 nucleotides. RefSeq names its product glycosyltransferase family 90 protein. The coding region runs from base 143 to 2992 and encodes 949 amino acids. NCBI's taxonomy places the organism in Eukaryota, Fungi, Ascomycota, Sordariomycetes, Xylariales, Hypoxylaceae. The record is from RefSeq and is a predicted model, not a curated record. The transcript is spliced from 5 exons.